AUAAUUAAAUUAAACAAAAUUUAGUUUUUACAUGUGAAAGAUAGACACUAAAAUAUUCAUCUCUCUAAAUGAGCACCUAGUCCAAAUAUUUUUCCAGUACUUUCAUUUGUCACACAUGCCUUUUCUAAGGAAAAUGAAAAUGUUGACACAGAUUCUACACAUAGUCUGAUUUUGGAUUGGCAGAUGCGGUUUAACAUAAUUCUAGGAGUAGCUCGAGGGAUGUUAUAUCUUCAUCAAGAUUCUAGAUUAAGAGUAAUUCAUAGAGAUUUGAAAAUAAGUAACAUUCUUCUGGAUGAGGACAUGCAACCAAAAAUUUCAGAUUUUGGCUUGGCAAGAAUAUUUGGAAACAAAGAAAUUGAGGCCAACACUGAGAGAAUAGUUGGAACCUAUGGAUAUAUGGCUCCAGAGUAUGCAUUAGAUGGAUUAUUUUCAGUGAAAUCAGAUAUUUUCAGCUUUGGUGUAGUGGUACUUGAAAUUAUUAGUGGAAAGAAGAACACAGGAUUCUUCAAAUCCAAACAAGUUCCUAGCCUUCUUGGUUAUGCAUGGAGGCUAUGGACAGAGAAUAAACUGUUGGAUUUAAUGGACCAGUCGUUCAUUGAAAGCUGCAAUGUGAAUCAAUUCAUUAGGUGUGCGCAAGUGAGUCUGUUGUGUGUACAAGAUGAACCAGGAGAUAGGCCUACCAUGUCGCAGGUAGUGAUAAUGCUUGAAAGUGAGACUGUAAGCCUCCCAACUCCGAAACAACCAACUUUUUUUAUGAACAGAGACAGGGGCCUUUCAAAUACUGCUUCUUCUUCUAGUAAACUUGAAGGAAUUCUACCAACCGAGUCUUCCUAUCAAGAGGGUCGAUAGUGCCUGGUGUAUUAUAUACAUAAUGGAUGCUAUUUUUAUGUUAAAACAAACUAAUUUUCAAAGCCCAAAUUAAAAAAGGGGUUUUGAACAGUAGGUUGAUGAUUCUAACCCGCAUCCCCACCUCUACUCCUCGACCUUUUUCCCCCACUAUUCCAGAAAAUUUCACCAUUUUGACUCCAAAAGGCUAUUUCCAAAACAUCUUUCUUCUAUAAUUCUCCAUAUUUAUAUUAACCGACUAAGUAAAGUUAGCGAUGAAACUACUUGACCUACCAUCCGAGGAAACAAAAAUAUAAAUAGAAAAUCAAAAUCUUGGCCUUCAUAUAUGUUCUUUGCUCUUCCAUCAUUGGAUCCUCAAAGGCAACAAUGUUGUGAGGGCAGUAAGAGGAAGUUGCAAUGGAGAAGAGACAAAGGAAGUGGGUCAUUGCCGCUGAUAGUUCUAGUUCAUCUUCGUCACUGUUAGAUCUAGAAGAAGAGGGGUCAUUGCCGGCAAUAAGGGAGCUACUGAGGAGAAGAAGAGACAAAGGAGGUGGUGGCUCGCUAUCGCCGGUGGAUCCAGUUCAUCUGUGUCUCUCACUGCUACAGAAAUGAGAUUUACUAAUAUGUAUUUUGUAGCAAUAAAAAUAAAACGCCACUACUAUUAAAUGCCACGACCUCUCUAUCAAGAUAUCAAAUUUGAUAUUAUUUUAUUUUAAUUUUAUUUAUUUUGAAUGAAUAAUUUAUAGAUAUUAUUAUUUGUAAAAAUAAGAGAGGAAACGCCACGUA
This is a messenger RNA of Prosopis cineraria, 1611 nucleotides long. RefSeq names its product G-type lectin S-receptor-like serine/threonine-protein kinase At4g03230. The record is from RefSeq and is a predicted model, not a curated record. Bases 184 to 849 code for a protein of 221 amino acids. Gene Ontology annotation, biological process: protein phosphorylation. NCBI's taxonomy places the organism in Eukaryota, Viridiplantae, Streptophyta, Magnoliopsida, Fabales, Fabaceae. The transcript is spliced from 3 exons. Gene Ontology annotation, molecular function: protein kinase activity; ATP binding.